This is a messenger RNA of Closterium sp. Naga37s-1, 1527 nucleotides long. The record is from the annotation of a GenBank genome assembly. NCBI's taxonomy places the organism in Eukaryota, Viridiplantae, Streptophyta, Zygnematophyceae, Desmidiales, Closteriaceae.
AUGCUACCGGCGUCUCUCUGGCACCGCGUGUUCCGCUGCCUGCUGCUGCUGCCCGGCUCCUCCCACCCCGAGAACCCCCUCGCACGGGGCAGACAAAAGACCCCCUGGUGCCUCACCGCUACAAUGCAGCCUCCAGCGGGCAGAAACCUGCCCGUGAAAUUCGUGGACCCUGGCUUCACAGCAGCCGGGCAGCACCAUAAGAAUGCGAGGAGCUAUGGCAGCGGCUGGGCGCUGCUGUGCUGCGGCAUGGUCAGCAAGAGCCUCCUCAACCUCCUCCAUUCCUUCUCUGCCCACCACCCCAUCGCUCUGGUCUACAGCGACCUGUGUCCUCAGUGGGCCCAGCACCCCAUCGCUCUGGUCUACUGUGACCUGCAUUCUUUGAGUCCCGCUUCAGAUCAGGAUCUGAUCAACCUUCCAGUGGCUCGAUCCCCUCUCCCAUCCCUCUCCGCUCUGCAGGCCCAGCACCCCAUCGCCCUGGCCCACCACCCCAUCUCCUUGGUCUACAACAACCUGCACCCGCAGUGGGAGAGGAGCGUCGCCUUCCUCCUGCGCUGGGGCGGCCUCAGGUCCCUCGCCCUCACCUACACGCACAUCAUGCAACUCGAUACCCUCGACUCCUACGAGGACAAGUGCCACUUCUUCUCCCUCACCUACCUCAGUCUCAAGCUGCGCGGCUGCGUGGACACCUCCCAGCUGUUUGACGACCUGAAGCUGGGGCGCGGCAAGUGGGUUCUCCGGGCCGGCUGGGCGGAUGGGUUCAAGGCGCUGCGCAGCUUGACUCUCAAGCAAGUGGACUGGGAUUACGUGGAUUUCAAGUAUCUCGCCAAGAUCACACCGCAACUCACGGAAUUCACGCUUUACGAGGGCUGGGAUCUGGAUAACCCGUCCUACGGCCCUCGUGGUGGCGGCAACAACAGAUACUCGUUCGACUUGUCAUCGGCCCGCGUUAUCCGGUUCUACUUUGCGCAAAGCAGCCUCACGCUCUUCCUCACCCUCUCCCACUCGCUCAAGGCCUUCUCAGCCGUGGCCAAACGGCUGGUCCUCUCCUGCAAGAGCACCGUUCCUCUCUAUCUCCACCACCUCUCGCUGUACGGCCAGGAGCGUCUCGUCGUCUCCUCCCUCCGCCUCGCAUCCGCACGAGUGGCCUACCUCAACGGCCCUCCCAGCGAUUACCAUAGCCGCGACGACGACCAUUACAGCUACUGGGACUCCCCUGAACUGUCCCCUGACCGCCGCAACUCACCUAGAUUCUCCUGGAUUGCAUGGCUGGCUGCUAUAGCACCAACGGUGGAGGUGCUUAUACUGAGGCACGGGGUGCCUAUAGAGAAGGUGGGCGCGGAGUGGAGCUGCCUGCGCAGCCUUGGGAUUGUCGUGGAGAAUGAGGAGCGGUUUGAAAUGAAUCUGGAGGUGGAGAGGCGGCGGGAUGAUGGUGAGAAGGAGGUUACAGUGGAGGAGUUUCAAGAGCGGAAUCAAAGGCAGAGGAUUUUGCAGCAGCAGCAGCGGCAGCAGCAGCCGUGGCGGCAGUAG